AUGGCAACCAUCACGACUCCAUCCAACCGCCUCUUCUCCGCCGCCGCCGGCGCCCACUCCGGCCACCGCCUUCCCCUCCUAACCCCUUCCCUCCGCCUCCCCCUCCGCCCCCGCCGCCGCCGCAUCUCUGUAUCCGCCCACGCCGCCUCCCUUGGUGCCAAGCCCACCGUCCUCGUCGCCGAGAAGCUCGGCGAGGCUGGGCUUGAACUCCUCAAAGACUUCGCCAACGUCGACUGCUCCUACAACCUCACCCAGGAGGAGCUUUGCACCAAGAUCUCCCUCUGCGAUGCCCUGAUCGUCCGCAGUGGCACCAAGGUCACUCGCGAGGUCUUCGAGUCCUCUGCUGGCCGUCUCCGUGUUGUUGGACGCGCUGGGGUGGGGAUUGAUAACGUCGAUCUCUCUGCUGCCACGGAGCAUGGAUGCAUUGUCGUUAAUGCUCCCACGGCGAACACUGUUGCCGCUGCUGAGCAUGGGAUUGCGCUGCUUGCGGCGAUGGCUCGCAACAUCGCGCAGGCUGAUGCCUCUCUUAAGGCUGGUAAAUGGCUGCGGAGCAAAUAUGUUGGUGUGUCACUUGUCGGUAAAACACUUGUAGUGUUAGGCUUUGGAAAAGUUGGAUCUGAAGUUGCCAGGCGUGCUAAGGGGCUAGGGAUGCAUGUUAUUGCGCAUGACCCUUACGCUGCUGCAGAUCGUGCUCGCGCAAUAGGAGUAGAGUUGGUGACCUUUGAUGAAGCUAUUGCAACUGCAGAUUUUAUUUCUCUGCACAUGCCUCUUACUCCUUCCACAGCAAAGCUUCUCAAUGAUGAAACUUUUGCAAAGAUGAAGAAAGGUGUGCGUAUUGUAAAUGUUGCUCGUGGUGGAGUGAUUGAUGAAGAAGCCCUGCUUAGAGCACUGGAUUCUGGAAUUGUUGCACAGGCUGCUCUUGAUGUCUUCACAGAAGAGCCUCCAUCUGCAGACAGCAAGUUGGUGCUGCAUGAGAAUAUAACAGUGACACCACAUCUUGGUGCUAGCACAGCAGAAGCUCAGGAAGGAGUGGCUGUUGAAAUAGCAGAGGCUGUUGUGGGAGCCUUGAAAGGUGAGCUUGCUGCAACUGCAGUGAAUGCACCAAUGGUUCCUGCUGAGGUACUUUCGGAACUUGCACCCUUCGUCAUUUUGGCAGAAAAACUUGGUAGGCUUGUGGUUCAACUUGUUGCUGGAGGCAGUGGUGUGAAAUCUGUGAAGGUGACCUAUGCAUCUGCAAGAGCUCCUGAUGAUCUAGACACCAGGUUGCUCCGCGCAAUGAUCACUAAGGGUCUGAUCGAGCCAAUAUCAAGUGCCUUUGUCAAUCUUGUCAAUGCUGAUUUCAUAGCCAAGCAACGAGGGGUUCAAAUCACCGAAGAGAGAAUUUUGUUGGAUGGUUCACCUGAGAGCCCUCUAGAUUUCAUACAGGUUCGGAUUGCCAAUGUGGAAUCGAAAUUCGCUAGUGGCAUCUCAGAAACAGGUGAAAUCAGUGUUGAGGGCAGGAUAAAGGACGGCAUUCCUCACCUGACCAAGGUUGGAACAUUUCAAGUGGAUGUGAGCAUGGAAGGGAGCUUGAUCCUGUGCAGACAGGUCGACCAACCUGGGAUGAUUGGCACGGUCGGGAAUAUCUUGGGUGAGCAGAACAUUAAUGUGAGUUUUAUGAGCGUCGGGAGAAUCGCUCCUCGGAAGCAGGCAGUCAUGGCAAUUGGUGUCGAUGAAGAACCAAGCAAAGAAUCACUCAAGAAGAUUGGUGAGAUUCCAGCGAUAGAGGAGUUUGUCUUCCUCAAGCUGUAGUUCUAUCGUCUUCGAACUCUCUCGACACGAAAUUUUGAGAUGGUUUUUUUUGUAGCAAACCUAGGGCCAUUUUGGCACUUGUUCAGUUUUCAAAUUACAGGCUUGUUUGUGAUGCAAGAAAAAUAAUAAUCAAACCGCUGAUGUUGUUAUUGAUUUCACAUACUGAGCACAAUUGGUAAUUGAAAUUUAGCACAAGAGGGGAAAUGAUAUUGUAGCCUGGUGCUGCUUUGAUGUGGUUGGAACAAUGUUGGAAUGAGAGUUGGGAAUUCAAAUUUUAUUGAAGGCUUU
This is a messenger RNA of Dioscorea cayenensis subsp. rotundata (Guinea yam), 2079 nucleotides long. Its product is annotated as D-3-phosphoglycerate dehydrogenase 3, chloroplastic-like. The record is from RefSeq and is a predicted model, not a curated record. Gene Ontology annotation, cellular component: chloroplast stroma. Gene Ontology annotation, biological process: L-serine biosynthetic process. Gene Ontology annotation, molecular function: NAD binding; phosphoglycerate dehydrogenase activity. Lineage: Eukaryota; Viridiplantae; Streptophyta; Magnoliopsida; Dioscoreales; Dioscoreaceae. Bases 1 to 1791 code for a protein of 596 amino acids. The transcript has 5 exons.